CGACCAAGACGGGAACCCCCAAGACUGAGACCCCGACGAAGACUGGCACCAAGACUGGCACGAAGACCGAGACGACCACGUCUUCGAACCACGAUGAUGACUACACGUUCGAACAGCAGACGCAGCAGACCCAACAGAGUGCUUCGUCGUCGAUCAAGACGUUCAGCACUUCGUACGCUGCCACGACCACUGCCUCGGACGACUCGACCGACUCGACUAGCGGCGUGGGUGCUGGCGGUGUGCCGGCCAUCGUCGCCGCCGUGUGCGCUGUUGUUGCUCUGGCUGGCUUCACUGCCUACCGCAUCCGCAAGCGCUCGAGCGACGCGGAGCUCACGUCACCCAGCGGAUACUACAGCCAGCCGGCGACGCCCGUCACGCACUCCAUCAAGCUGUAAGCAGUCCACAACACGCUUUUGUGCAUGUGUCAAGAUGAUGGCGACUCUGUAGUGAAGGCGGCAUCUCUCGAUGAAGGAGAGCUGCCCUCGUACUGUGUAUAACUUGUAUAUAAUUCAGUUCAAUAGAGCCACGGCCAUCCUUGCAAACCAGCCUUCCCUACGUGUACCUUCCGGCAGGCUGCCAGCGGCAGCAUUGGCCCUCAAACCUUCAUCAACACUUUCAUGUUGAAGUGAAAACGACUCACCACCACUAAAACGACUUGUAGCAGAUGGAAUCGGGUAAGGAUGAAGGAGUGAUCCUUUGGCCAAGGCAGCGUCUUGUGACUAACUCACACUUGGUGUGGCGAGUUGUAGGCCGUCAUAGCUAACGCUCUCCAUCCAAGAGAAAUGAGCUGGCGGACCGGAGGAACACCACAACCAAGUAUGCCACCACCAUUCGAACCCGCUCAAUCGACUUCACUGAACUUCAGCUCGAGGCGUACGGUUCACGAACUUUUAUUGAGCUACAAUCAACCUGACAGGCAAGCCGAUGCCUCCAUGCUCGUUACCACUGGGUCACCGCUCCGACUGGAAGCUUCGCGACGCAAAACCAUUUCAGGUUACUCGCGCUCGCUGUCCGGAGGAAUCUCGGUGCACCUAUUACUGCGACUUGUUUCGACGGCGCCAUACGCGUUGAAGGACUUGGCGAGUUCAUCCUGCUCCACCAAAACCGUGUCGUCGUUGCAGCUCAAGUGUGGGGGGUGCAUCGCUGCUCUUUUGUCUCUAGGCCAAGUUCAACAUCUUCAACGCAGCACUUUGGCGACGCAACAUCUUGGUGAGCUCGAUGUUCAUUUUCCAACUCUCACCGUCGGUGGCAGUCCCCCCACUCUCCAAGCCCGGGUGCUUCCUGUUGAGUCGCAAUGCGAAUCGGUUCCAUUCUCCGAUCCGUCACUCUGCUGCUUGUCGCGACGCUAUGCAGCACCAGCAUUGAAGCUUCCCAAGCUGGUGGCAACGAAGCUUGUGGUCAGGGCCAACGGGUCCGCAAGGCUUGGUCGAGUAUGACGAGCAGUGAGAAGAGCCUGUACCUCGAGGCUAUGGACGUCGCCAUCAAGAACGGCGCGAUCAAGGAGUUCGCCGCCAUCCACGUCGAACCGAACGGUGAGUUCCAGGCCCACCGCUCGUGCGCCUUCUUCUCGUGGCACCGCCGCCUUUUGCUCGCACUGGAGAGCUACCUGCGUGACCAAGACUCGAAAUUCGCUUGCGUGACACUGCCGUAUUACGACGUCCAGACGGCGUACGUCCGCCAGGCUGCGGGUCAGUGCAACAACUUGUACCAGUGUUCGAGUAUCCUGCAAGAAAUCGGCGGCAACAAAGCUCAGAACAAGGAGGUUUGGAUUACGCAGAACGGUCAGAGUGCUGUCGGGUUCCCCGUCACCGGGGCCCCAUUGAACGCCGAGUGCGAUGACAACAACGUCUGCGGCUACACCGUCCGCAGCGAUAUGACCACGAAACCCGUGCCUUCAGGUGCCGGGUUUACCUCGUUCCUGAGCGUCGUGACCAGCUCCGACGACUACGCCGACUUCCUCGAGGGAAUUCAAUUCGGAGUCCACAACGAAGUGCACAACGCUGUCGGGGGCACCAUGGCCACCUUUGCCUCGCCCCGUGACACCUUCUUCUACUCGUGGCACGCUGCUGUCGACAUGUACCUGCACGUGUAUCACCUGUGCAACUUCGGGGUGCCUCUGACUGAAGAGGAAUUGCUGACGGCUACCAUGGCGUUCACCAAGGCGACGGACACGUGCGACGGCGUGUCGGGCAUCGGCCCCAACGCCAAAAUCGUGCAGAACGUGGUCGUGAACGGCAAAACCAUCGACAUCGCCGAUCACCCGACGCUCGGCAAGUACUUCAGCCACGUCGGCAGCGAGAUGUGGAACUACGGAGACGUGACGCAACUCGGGGACUACUCGUACUCGUACGAUCUCCCCGACAUCGUGACGCAGCAACUCCUGAGCAACAGCCAGAUCUGCUCCGCGUACAACCCCUCAACGCCUUCGUUCAGUUCCAGCGGCUCCGAAUCGGGCUCCAGUGCCUCUGAUUCGGGCGCUAUCGCCUCCGAAUCGGGCUCCAGUGCCUCCGAUUCGGGCUCCAGUGGCUCUGAGUCGAGCGCCAGUGGAAGUGGAUCGUUCCGAGGCUCGUACUCCGAUAGCUCGUACUCCAGUGGCUCAUACUCCGAUAACUCGAGCAGUGAUGGUGGAGCUUACGUCGAUUCGCCUGACGAUGCCGGCUACGGCUACUUCAACAAGACGGAGAUCCCCACUCACUCGGGCAUCUACGUCGCCGACAACUCUACCGACAGCUCCACGGACAGUUCGACGUAUGCGCCGCCUUCCGACGCCAACUCGGGAGACUACUGGCAGUGGACUCAGGUCACGUACGACGGACUGUACGCCCGCUUCGACGGCAACAUGGACCUCGUCAUCCAGCAGAUGCACUACGCCGAGUGCGAGGCGUUCAACAAGGCCCACGGCAUCGAGGACUUCUCGGACGACUUCGUGCAGAACUUCCACCUGACGUCUUCUCGCCCCAUUUGCGGCAAGAAGGUGGACGAGAUCGAGACCGGCGACGUGGUCGUUGCGUGCACGACCGACGAAUUCAAGCCCGAAGCUGUCGAGUUUGCGGACGACGACGUCAUCCAAGAGAUCAAGCGCGACUACGUGCCCACCACCUCCACGGAGCAGUACAUGGACUCGGACUACUACGCCGACGCCCAGACGAAGGCGCAGCAGACCCCCGUUGGAGGCUACUCGACCACUCCAACUGCAACCCCCGCUGCGACCCAAAGCCAAUACACAGCAGCUCCGACCAAGACUGUUGACUACAGCACUCCGACUCCGGCCCCAACGACCGACGACUUCGAACACAAGCACUGCGAGUAAAUGGCCCGUCAAUCUGCUUAGACCAAGCAGGUGUAGAUGUUGCACUUACAUGUAGAUAGCUGUCUCUGAUAAAAGCAAAAUAUAUAGUCGUCAAAAGAAGCGUGCUUCAUCAAUGUUGAGGCGUGCGAACUUGCGGCUUACAACCUUUGGGCGUGGACUUGACCUGUCAGCUCAGCACAACACCGCCGCAGCUCCAUCGAUCCUCCGCCAAACUGUGUCCUUCGGACGCAGACGACGUUGGCACAGCGGUGCGUAAGCUUCGUCAAAAACGCCUCGCCCCAAGCGCUGAUGAGCAAAAGGAGCUGGCCGAAGCUGCGAGAAGUGAAGCGAACGAUCGUGUCGUGGCGUUCUUCAGAAGCCUUCAGCUUGUGCUGAAGUUCGAAGGUAUUGACGACACGAUCGCUAAAAUACAGUUGCUUGAACAGCGCCAUCACCGUGGCGUAGCGGGCACUUGCCGCUCGCGUGGAUUGCUUGGCAUUUGCGAGCUGUCGAAAGCAAAAGUGGCAGUUGGUACUACCGGUACAGCUUUUCCAUCUCAGUGGCCGACGUGAUCGCCCAAACCGCUGGACAGAUUUCCGAGUUACGCACCAGAGCCCUUUUGUACAAGAAGAUUUCCCCCAUCUUGGUCACGCCCAUUCAACUGCCACAACGCAAAUUUGACUAUGCCCCAACUGCAACAACCCGGACUAUAAUUUUUGUAUGUACCCUAAUCAACCAUACAAUUCCCCAGUCAACUCUCCCGUCUCCUCACCACCAGUGCACAAUUUAGAUAAAGUAGGAUCAUCAACAUGAGGUCGCAGCUCGUCCGCCGCGCUCUCCGCGCCGCAGCAUCUGCAGCUUCACCGCCUGCGCGCGCCCCGCGCGUCUUCGCGCCUCGCUCCAUCCUCCACCAACGCACGCAGCUCAUCGCCCGCCCGCUGCAGAUCUCGAGCGCGCGCCACUUCUCGCAGACUCCCAAUGACAACGAAGGCGGAGAGACUGAGACCGAGUCCGACUCGGAGACUAUUGCCGACGCUGAGGCGCCCCAGUACUUGGGCGUGGUGUACGACGCCUCCAAGGUGAAGAAGUACAGCGCCGAGCUGGAGCUCGAGGGCCACGUGAUCAGCGGCGGCGACUACUGGACGGCGCUGGACGCAGCCAAGGCCUACGACGAGCUCGUGACGCUCUACUGCGACCUGGACGCGCCCCGCAACUUCCCCGAGGGCGACGAGACGGACGCCCAGCUGGAACAGUCCCCGGAGGACGUGGAGUGGCAGGCCCCCGAGGCCGGCAACCGCCACGCCGACAUCAUCCCGCCCAUUGCGCAGACCUACUUGACCAUCGACGAGGUCAAGGAGGCGCUGGAGCGCGAGAAGGCCAUCGACGUGUACACGGUGGACCUGGCCGGCAAGAGCAGUCUGGCCGACUUUAUGGUGUUCGCCACCGGCCGGUCCCAGGCCCACAUGCGCCGCAUGGCCGACCUGCUCAUCAAGUCCAUGAAGGCCCGAGAGAUCGUGGACGACUUUGACUACGCCGUGGAGGGCCGCGACUGCGACGACUGGAU
This is a messenger RNA of Phytophthora sojae, 4853 nucleotides long. RefSeq lists its product as hypothetical. The transcript has a single exon. Gene Ontology annotation, molecular function: oxidoreductase activity. The coding region runs from base 1295 to 3310 and encodes 671 amino acids. The record is from RefSeq and is a predicted model, not a curated record. Lineage: Eukaryota; Oomycota; Peronosporomycetes; Peronosporales; Peronosporaceae.